AUGCUCAAACCUGGUCCUCCUAUUUGCAUCACUAUCAGGGACUUAGGGGUUAUCAUUGGCAGAGAGUACUUCAUAUAUGGGAGGAUUACAUGGAUAUUGGAGUUGGACAGCCAUGGAUAUCCUGGCAAGCCUAUGCACUACUUGUGCAGGUUCACCAUCCAUGAUGAAUCAGCUGAAGUCAAUGUGGUUGCGUGGGAGGGAGCUGCUCUUGCUGCUGGUAUGCUAGAGGUUGGAGAGCUUUACAGCUUUGAGCAUUUUGGCCUCCAGGAGGCCAACAUGCAGUUCACAUGGUUGAACAACUGGUGGCAGGUCCAACUCACACCCAACCAUGUGCAGGUUCACAAAAUCAAUGACAACAGCACUAUUCCCAAAAAUCAUCAUGUUGAUGUAGUUGCUGUUAUUCUGUGCCUUGGAAAGCCCAUCAAGAGAACAUCCACCAUCAUUGAGGAGGAUUGGACAAAAACAAAGAUCAAGGUCAAUCAUGUCCAUGUUUACCUCACUGACCAUUCUGGCGAAGCAGUACAUCUUGCUGCUUUCGACAAUUAUAUGGAUGCCUUUCUUGUCCUGGGAAAGUCUACUGUCCCAGAGGUCAUCAAGGUGUGCAGAUUUGUGCAUAUGCUGAAGGCUCAAGAUCAUACAUAUCCAGCUUGUCUGGAUAUCAAUUGUAACAAGAAGGCACAAACUGCGGAGAUGGAUAGGGAAAUGGAGGACACGAAGAAGGAUAAGCACUGGGUGACAGCAUUCAAUGGCACCAGUGAAUGUCUUUUUGGCAUGCCUGCAGCUGACAUGGCCAAGCUGCGCCAGGAUGACAAUGAGGCAUACCAGCCCAAGUUGGCACUCAUCGGAUGCCAACUGUACACUGUUACUCUGCAAAUUCAGUCUCUGAGUUAUGCUUUUGAUGACUGGGUGGCGAUUGACUUUGUGUACUGGGGGAAUUAG
Dacryopinax primogenitus is the source of this 939-nucleotide messenger RNA. RefSeq lists its product as uncharacterized. The transcript has 11 exons. Lineage: Eukaryota; Fungi; Basidiomycota; Dacrymycetes; Dacrymycetales; Dacrymycetaceae. The coding region runs from base 1 to 939 and encodes 312 amino acids. The record is from RefSeq and is a predicted model, not a curated record.